AUGGUUUCUUCAUGUUAGUUUAUACAUUAACUAAUUUUAACUUAUGAACCUUAUUGUAAAGUGUUACCAGUGAAACUAAAUAUAUUUUCAAGUUCAAAAAUAUAUUUAAUUAAGCUUUAUUUUCUAGAAAAUGUAUUUAGCAUAUAUUUAGCAAGUAUUUUUGUCCAGAGAAAUAUAUUUUUGCUUUAUGGGACAUGUCAGGCACAAGCUCCUCAAGCGGAAGAUAAUCGCUUCAUGAAUUUGCUUAAUAAGAUUAUGUUUACUUAAUAUUUUGUUGUGAUGUAACUGUUUUAUGAAAGCAAUAAGGCACUGGGAGACCUGCGAGCUUGAAAGAGAUUUAAUGCUUGUGACAUUUGUAGGGUCCGUUUUCCAGACAGGGUUUAGAUUGAUGAGGACUAGGCCUUAGUUUUUACAAACCUAACUUACAAAAAUCAAUACUGGUGUGCAUCUUAAAGCAAAGCAAUGGCCCUAUAUAUGUUAAGAUAUGUCAGUGCAAGAUGUUUUUAAAUUAAGGCCACUCAAACAUGCAUUUUAGUCUAAGUGUUGUGUGUUUAUUAGAUUAUAAAGAGCAAAAGUUAAACCUUUCACCAAAGCUCAUGUAGCUCAACAUGAAAGAAUUUGACUGGUUCAAGAGUUCAAAUCCCAGAGAAAACACAUACUGAUAAAAUGCUGCUCAGUGGUUGCAUUAGCAGCGCAAAAUGGGUUCAAACCCAGGGAACACAAAAACUGAUAUAAAUGUAAUACCUCGUAAUGCACUGGAUAAAAGUGUCUGCCAAAUGCAUAAAUGUAAAUGCAUAUUUUGUAAUGUACUACAAGUCAGAAUGUAAAUAAAUAAAGUUUUCUUGUGUACAUGAGUGUCAUACAAGUUUGGAGGAUGAUGGGUUGAGUUUGAUGGAUGUGGUAAGGUGACAUGAGUGAAUGUGUCUUCAUAUAUCCAUGAGAGGAUUAGAUCAUCUUCAGUAGAUCCGGCCCGCAGCAGUAAUCUCGCUGACGGAGAACAAACCAUCCACUGACUACUGAGUGUUUCUGAGAUGGGCGGUGUCACAGGUUACAAAUACGGCCCUUGAAAACCAUCAUCCACUUUAUCUGGACCCGCAUCAUAUCUACAUCUCAACACAUACAGGAGUCACAAUGAGUCCAAAACAAAUUAUUUACAAGAAACUCUCAAGGGACAAAUCUGUUGGUGUGUACAUGGGGAAACGGGAUUUUGUGGACCACUGCGACUUUGUUGAUCCUGUUGAUGGUGUGGUGUUGAUCGACCCAGAGCAGGUGAAGGGGAAAAAAGUGUACGUCAUGCUGUCCUGUACGUUCAGAUAUGGGCGUAAUGAUAUGGAUGUGUUGGGAUUGGCGUUCCGGAGGGACAUCUUCCUGUGCACUCGCCAGGUUUAUCCUCCUCUUCAGGAUAAGGAUCGCAACAUCCACAGCAAACUACAGGAGAAGAUCCUGCGCAAGCUCGGGAACAAUGCGUACCCCUUCUUCUUUGAGUUUCCUGAUAAUCUUCCGUGUUCUGUCGCUCUGCAUCCGGCUCCAACAGACCCGGGAAAGCAUUGUGCCGUGGAGUUUGAGGUAAAAGCGUUCUGUGCAGAAAAUCAAGAAGAAAAAGCUCAAAAGAGGAGUUCAGUACGUUUAGCCAUCAGAAAGAUUCAGUAUGCUCCAGACAGAGGUGGUCCGAAUCCAUCGGGCGAGACCACCUGUGAAUUUGUGAUGUCUGAUAAACCGCUCCACGUGCGUGUCAGUCUGGAGAAAGAGAUUUAUUACCAUGGGGAACCAAUCAACAUCAGCGUGGAUAUUGACAACAGUUCUAACAGGAAUGUGAAGGAUGUCUCAGUCUCAGUGGAGCAGAUCACUAAUGUGGUGCUUUACUCGAAUGACAAAUACAUCAAAACUGUGGCCUAUGACGAAACCUCAGACUCUGUGCCGUCUGGGACCAGUCUGAAGAAAGUUUACACUCUCUGUCCUCUAUUGGAGAUUAACCGUGAUAAACAUGGUCUGGCUGUUGAUGGGAAACUGAAGCAUGAGGACACUAAUCUGGCUUCCUCCAGCAUUGUAAAGGAUGAAGUUUUGAAAGAGAUUUUGGGCAUGCUGGUAGCUUACAGAGUGGUUGUAAAGUGUAACGCAUCGGGUAUGGUUGGAUCAAGUGAAGUUGCAGUUGAGGUUCCCUUUAAACUCAUGCAUCCCAAACCUGAUCCAGAGAGUGAAGACACAACUGAUCUUGUGUUUGAAGACUUUAAACGCUCCUUUCUGAAAGGGAUUGUCGGCGAUGAUGACGAAUCUCCAGCUGAGCCUUAAGAGAUUAUGGACGACUCAUAGACAGACACUUGCUUAUAAAAAUGAAAAGCAUUGAUGGACGUACGUUGAGGAUUUGUGAUUUAAUGCGAGAGCAGCCAGGCGGGAAUAUACACAGUAAAUAGUUAUGUGCAUAAAGCUUAAAAUAUUAACAUUACAAAUGUAAUGUUACUGAUAUAAACACUGACGUAUACGGAUAUCUUUCAUUUUCAUAAUGAAGUGUAUAGCAAAUAGCUUGCAGCGUCACU
Messenger RNA from Paramisgurnus dabryanus, 2534 nucleotides. It is a transcript of the gene sagb, whose product is annotated as S-antigen; retina and pineal gland (arrestin) b. Gene Ontology annotation, biological process: G protein-coupled receptor internalization; signal transduction. The record is from RefSeq and is a predicted model, not a curated record. Lineage: Eukaryota; Metazoa; Chordata; Actinopteri; Cypriniformes; Cobitidae. Gene Ontology annotation, molecular function: G protein-coupled receptor binding. Gene Ontology annotation, cellular component: photoreceptor outer segment; photoreceptor inner segment.